AUGGUCUAUAAUGAGAUUGACCAACUUGUCACUCGCAAAGGUUUGAGUAACUUGAAAGUUAUCAAUUUAAGUCAUAACAACCUCAGCAAUGACAUAUUAUCAUCUUUGGGUGGUCUCUCUGCAUUAAAAUCUUUGUAUCUAGAAGAUAUUGAAUUGAAUGAAACUGUUGAUUUUAAAGGAUUAUGUUCCUUGAAAAACUUAGAGGAGUUGUGCAUGGACUUGAAUAAAAUUGACAAAUUUGUCAACUCCAAAGGUUUGAAACUUGGAGGUUACGAUUUGAGUUCUAACAACCUCAACAAUAGAUUUCUUUCUUUGGCUGAUCUCCCUUCAUUAAAAUCUUUGUAUCUGCGUGUGAAUUUGGGAGAGUGGUAUCUAAAUGCUUCUUUGUUUUCUCCCUUCCAACAGCUACAAUCUCUUAACUUAAGGGGCAACAAUAUAGCUGGUUGUAUUGAGAACGAAGGUUUUGAGAGGCUAUCAAGGUUAAGUAACUUGAAGGAAUUGAAUUUAAAUGUCAACAACUUCAACAAUAGCAUCUUAUCAUCUCUAGUUGGUCUCUCCUCAUUAAAGUAUUUGUAUCUAUAUGAAAAUAGAUUUAAAGGAGCUGUUAAUAUUGAAGGGUUACAUUCUUUGAAGAAGUUGGAUAUGAGCUCCAAUAAGAUUGAGUAUUUUGUUAGCCCCAAAGGUAAUAAGUAAUAAUAUUUGUGACAUGAUCACAAUUUACAGCUUAUUUGGAGUAAGUACAAGCUCUCAAUCACAACCACAUAGUUUUCUCCCAAACAAAAUAUCACAACCGUUAAAAACUGUCUCAGUAUUUAUAAAACCAGCAAAAGCCCCACUUAUUGUCUCGUGCCUGUCAGAUUCAGUUUUGAAAACCAAGUCAGCAGAAAAUGUUUCACUUUAAUUACCAGAACAACCACACAAUUAACUACUUUUUUAAUGGGUUAUGACUUAUGAACUAAACAAGGAAGGUUAUUUUAGGAAUGCAUGUAGAAUAGAAUAAUAAGCCAAAGUGCAAGCAUUAUGAGACAUUCACGCUCCUUUGAAGGGAGUGGACAACACACAUCACCAACUAAGAUUGCAAAGCCUUUUUAAAGGUUGAAAAUUCCCAUUUUCACCUUGUUAGAAGAUUUUUAAUGAAAUCAAAUU
Messenger RNA from Pistacia vera, 1146 nucleotides. RefSeq names its product receptor-like protein 9b. Gene Ontology annotation, cellular component: plasma membrane. The record is from RefSeq and is a predicted model, not a curated record. Lineage: Eukaryota; Viridiplantae; Streptophyta; Magnoliopsida; Sapindales; Anacardiaceae. Gene Ontology annotation, molecular function: protein binding. Bases 1 to 693 code for a protein of 230 amino acids. The transcript has 7 exons.